CACAGACUACCAUAAAGAGACAUAUUGGUAGUUUGAGGUAGCUAAAGGUAGCAAACUUAGCAAUGGGAAAGGGAAGGGGAGCUUCAUUGUGCCUAGUCUUUCUCUCUUGUUGGUUUCUCUUGGGUUUUGUCCAAGGAACCCCUAACUACAGAGACGCCUUAGCAAAGUCCCUGUUGUUCUUCCAAGGUCAGAGGUCAGGGAGACUUCCCCCGACCCAGCAAAUCACUUGGCGGUCCACUUCUGGACUCUCCGAUGGCUUAUUUUCCCAUGUGGACUUAACGGGAGGCUAUUAUGAUGCCGGAGACAACAUAAAAUUCAACUUCCCAAUGGCCUUCACCACAACAAUGCUAUCUUGGAGCACACUCGAGUAUGGCAAGAAAAUGGGCCCCCAAUUACAAGAAGCACGGGCCGCUAUCCGUUGGGCCACCGACUACCUUCUCAAGUGUGCCUUGGCCACGCCCAAUAAGCUCUACGUUGGAGUAGGUGACCCAAAUGUGGAUCACAAGUGCUGGGAAAGGCCCGAGGACAUGGACACUGUCCGGAACGUCUACUCUGUGUCGCCAACCAACCCAGGCUCAGACGUCGCGGGCGAAACCGCAGCUGCAUUGGCGGCAGCUUCCUUGGUUUUCAGAAAGGUUGACAGGAAAUACUCCACUUUGUUACUUGCCACUGCCAAGAAGGUUAUGCAAUUCGCAGUGCAAUAUCGAGGUGCUUAUAGCGAUUCUUUGGGCUCUGCGGUUUGUCCAUUUUAUUGCUCCUAUUCUGGAUACAAGGACGAGCUGCUAUGGGGGGCUGCGUGGCUGUUGAGAGCAACGAAUGAUGUUUCUUACUUCAACUUGUUGAAAUCAUUGGGAGCUGAUGACCAAACAGACGUCUUUAGCUGGGACAACAAGUAUGCUGGUGCUAGAGUUCUCCUCGCAAGGAGAGCACUAGUGAACAAUGAUAAAAACUUUGAUCAAUUCAGAGUACAUGCUGAAGAUUUCAUGUGUAGGAUUCUACCCAACUCUCCUUAUUCAACCACCCAGUAUACACAAGGAGGGCUGAUAUACAAGCUACCUGAAAGUAACCUUCAGUAUGUUACCUCCAUAACAUUUUUGCUUACUACCUAUGCAAAGUACAUCAAGUCUACUAAGCACACCUUCAACUGUGGAAGUCUCCUAGUGACGCCAAACUCCCUCACAGGCCUUGCAAGAAGACAGGUGGACUAUAUUUUGGGAGUGAACCCAUUAAAGAUGUCAUACAUGGUUGGGUAUGGACAAUACUUCCCAAAGAGAAUUCACCACAGGGGAUCAUCUAUGCCUUCAAUGGCAAGCCACCCACAAGCAAUAGGUUGUGAAGGAGGCUUCCAGCCUUACUAUUAUUCACCUAACCCUAACCCUAACCUCUUACUCGGAGCCGUUGUCGGAGGUCCUAACCAAAAUGAUGGAUACCCUGAUGACCGGACAGAUUACAGUCAUUCGGAACCUGCUACAUAUAUCAAUGCGGCCAUAGUUGGACCUUUAGCUUACUUUGCUGGAAGGAACGCCAACUAAUCCUGCAUGUUAUACUGUUUUAGUAGUCAAAUUUUCUUCCAUCGUAAAAAUGUUUGUAAGUAUGCUUGUCGCAAUUUGGCAGGCAAGUGUUGUAGUAAUACUUUAACAAGAAGUGACAGAUUCCCAUCAGCUUGAGCCAGCAAAUAAAUCAACCAGUAAAGUAACGUUCCAAA
Molecule: messenger RNA, 1705 nt
Organism: Tripterygium wilfordii
Lineage: Eukaryota; Viridiplantae; Streptophyta; Magnoliopsida; Celastrales; Celastraceae
Product: endoglucanase 3-like
Exons: 6
Coding region: 63-1532 (489 amino acids)
Biological process (GO): carbohydrate metabolic process
Molecular function (GO): hydrolase activity, hydrolyzing O-glycosyl compounds
Source: RefSeq, a predicted model, not a curated record